GAAAGAAGAGAAGCCAAUGAAGUGCUUCCAAGAGGGCUGAUGGUCCGGGGUGGAGAGUUUAAAAAAAAACGCGCAGAUGAGCGACCAGGCAGCAGAGAUGAAUGAGAAAGGAAACAGUCGGAUCUAGCUGCGAAAAGGAGAGCGAUAAACAUGGUGUAGCUGCAGAAAAAAAGAGAAAAGGCAAACAUAAAGUGAACAAGGUGGACGCUGUCCUGUCGGAGCGGGGUUUUUUUUUUUGGAAGUUAUUUGAAACCCAAGCCAGUGGCAAAGAACAAGCAGACCGUUUUCAAGUGGGGUGCUUUACCUACCCGCAUGCACAAAGAUGUGAGUUUUGAAGAACUAUUUAUUUAUUAACUACAACUCCCUUUCCUUGUAUCUACUGGAAUACGUAUCGCAAUGGUUGCAUUUAGUUGCUUUUGGAAAACUUAACCUGUUCACGUUGUAGACGAGAAAAACAAACAAACAAUGGAAAUCUUCAAUUCUAUACAACUCUGGCUGGUGUGGAUUCAUGUGAAGCAGCUGUAAUAUAGCCUUAUUUAUUUAUUUAUUCUUGAUCUUUAAGACAUGGAGUAUUUCUUUAGACGAAAGAGGGUUUUAAAAACUCUUCUGAGUUUGUCUCUGCUGUUUGCAACAUUGGUAGUGUUUCACAAAUUCAAGCUGGUUGAUGAGCGAGCUAAGGACAGUAUGCUGUCAGUGAGGACGCAUGAGGCUCCAGGGUGGUUUCAGCUGGAAAACGACUUUUACCCAAGCGACACGAUCCUCAAAGGAGGUUUAAGCAAGAACAGCUCGCCCCCCGCACUCACACACCGUUCAGAGGGGGCUAAUCUGACCGCCGUAUCGAACGCGACGGCCACCGAGUGGGAUAUCAAAGCGGUCAAUUGCACCGAGAACUCGGAGCUGAAGAAAAUGGAUUGGUUUAUACGCCUGGACCCGAGGUUUCACCAGUUUGUUCUGUACAGGCACUGCAAAUACUUCCCAAUGCUCAUAAACCACCCCGAGAAGUGCAGUGGCGACGUGCACCUGCUGAUGGUGGUGAAGUCCGUCAUUGAACAGCACGACAGGAGGGAAGCGGUGAGGGAGACGUGGGGCAAGGGGCAAGAGAUAAACGGAAAGACAAUCCGGACUUUGUUUCUGCUGGGGAGUCCCUCGGCGGGGAAGGACUCCAAGAACCUGCAGAAACUCGUUGAGUACGAGGACAGAAUAUACGGAGACAUCCUGCAGUGGGAUUUCAUGGACACGUUCUUUAACCUCACCCUCAAGGAGGUGAACUUUCUCAAGUGGUUCGAUAUUUAUUGUCCCCGGGUGCAGUUCAUCUUCAAAGGAGACGACGAUGUCUUUGUGAACACAAAUAAUCUUUUGGAGCUUCUAGGUUUUAGGAAGGAAGACCCGAAGGCGGGCGGCUUGUUUGUGGGAGACACUAUUUCAAAAGCCGUCCCUAUUCGUAACCGCCAGAGUAAGUACUUCAUACCCAAAGAGCUUUAUGAUAAUCCCUACCCUCCCUAUGUCGGUGGGGGCGGAUUUCUCAUGGCUUCUGGACUGGCCAGGAAAUUAUUUGCCGUGUCUGACAACACCGAGCUAUUCCCCAUAGAUGACGUGUUUCUGGGCAUGUGUCUCCAAAAAGCUGGUCAUGCUCCAGAAACGCACCCAGGGUUCAAGACCUUUGGGAUAAUGAAACGCAGCGCCAGCCCCAUGAACAACGACCCCUGCUUCUAUAGAAACCUACUGGUGAUCCACAAGCUGAGUCCUGAAGAGCUUCUUAAUAUGUGGAAGGUUGUCCUUAAUGAAGAUUUAAUCUGUUCCAAAAGGAUUAUACUGCACUGAAUCCAAUGCACAGUGUAACUGUGGAACAUGGUCAACACGGGGGGACCCGGGACCCUCAACUUUGCCAAUGACCUUAUGCAUAAAAAGCAUCUCCUGUCCGGUUUGUAUUGUGCAAGCUUGAGUAUAUACCGUAUACGUCUUAGAAACCUGUUCGGUACAAGCAGUACAAACCUCGUGCAAUCUUGAAAAACAGCCCAUUAUAAAGGUCUAUCCCAAUGUUUACCGUUUGCAGAAAUAAAACAGUAAACACUAUUGUUAAAAAAUAUAUAUAUAUAUAUAUGUUUUUGAAGUAUAUUCUAUGAAAUGGUUAAGUAUGGAAACCGCACUUUUAUGAAAUUGAAACUGCGGACAGCACCCACGUUGAUUUCAUUCCAGAAUACUGUUAUGUUUGUAUGUCUGUACAAGUGAACCACCCGCAA
Messenger RNA from Polyodon spathula (Mississippi paddlefish), 2240 nucleotides. RefSeq names its product UDP-GlcNAc:betaGal beta-1,3-N-acetylglucosaminyltransferase 7-like. The coding region runs from base 565 to 1821 and encodes 418 amino acids. The record is from RefSeq and is a predicted model, not a curated record. NCBI's taxonomy places the organism in Eukaryota, Metazoa, Chordata, Actinopteri, Acipenseriformes, Polyodontidae. Gene Ontology annotation, molecular function: hexosyltransferase activity. The transcript has a single exon. Gene Ontology annotation, cellular component: membrane.